This is a messenger RNA of Cryptotermes secundus, 505 nucleotides long. RefSeq lists its product as uncharacterized. The record is from RefSeq and is a predicted model, not a curated record. NCBI's taxonomy places the organism in Eukaryota, Metazoa, Arthropoda, Insecta, Blattodea, Kalotermitidae. The coding region runs from base 65 to 454 and encodes 129 amino acids. The transcript is spliced from 5 exons.
ACCUAGAAGCGUUGUUAGCGUUUAGUCUGCCGAGACGUGAUAUCUACAAGCGAGAGCUGAAACCAUGAAAGUUGCUGUUGUACUUCUGUUAUUCAGCGCUGUUGUUGCUGUGGUGACAGCUGCACCUUCGGACUCAUCCUCACAUCACAGGGCUACAAGACAGCUUCCCAGUCCACCAUCUCCACCUGGCUUUGAUGGAUCGACUGACUCCUUUCCUGGAGCUGACAAGUUUAAACUGCCACAAUUGCCUACUCCUGAAGAAGCAGCAGUCAAAGUGCUGGAACAUAUUCCCCAGCCCAUGCUUGAUGCUGCAGCGACAGCUGGAGAGACAGUUGAAGGAUUCAUGCCAUCAGAGAUCAGUGAUGGAAAAUUUGAAAACUUUGAAGACAUUGCAGCAAAAGGCAUGGAACAAGCAGGAAAGAUGGCUUCAAACUUUGGCAUUGGCGACAGCUGAAGCAAGAGUACAAAUCUUCAUGACAGGAUUGUAAACCCUCUUCCAGUUCUU